UUGCAGAAGGUGGGGCUGUAUGACAUUUGCAAAGCUAUUGGGAAAGGUAAUUUUGCUAUUGUUCGUCUAGCGAGGCAUAGGAUCGCAAAAUGUAAGGUUGCAAUUAAGAUAGUUGAUAAACAUCGGAUCGAUCAGGAAAAUUUAAUGAAGGUUGAAAGGGAGAUUCGUGUGUUAAAGACACUAGAUCAUCCACAUAUCAUUAAACUCUAUGAAAUUAUAAGGACAGAGCAGUACAUCUAUAUUGUUACGGAGUUCGCUCGCAACGGAGAGUUGUUUGUUGUGUGCAAUUUUUCAAUUUUUUAUUACAUCUUACCUUAUAAUAUUACUAGUAAUUUGUUUUAUCAAAUUUCAGAAAAGGUACUUGCUGCUCGUGGAAAACUUCCUGAAGCAGAAAGUCGCCGGUAUUUCCAACAAGUUGUUUCAGCUAUUGCGUACUGUCAUCAUCGUGGAAUUGUUCAUCGAGAUAUAAAGGCCGAAAAUAUUUUGUUAGACAAGAAUGAUGAAGUGAAACUAAUUGGUAUCAUUUUGUCAAUAUCUCAUAGUUGUGGUUCUCACUUUAUGUAUGACGGAACGAAGGCAGACAUAUGGAGCUUAGGAGUUGUUCUAUUCAUUAUGGUAACUGGCGGUUUUCCGUUUGCUGGUGAGAAUGUUGAUAAAUUGAAAAAUGCCGUUGUCGCUGGUCAGUUAAAAAUUCCGUUCUGGGUAGCCCCUGAUUGUUGUGAUUUGUUGAGGAAGAUGAUCGUUGUGUAUCCGGAACGUCGUAUAAAUAUUGAUUGUGUAGCGCAGCACCGCUGGGUUGUUGCUGAAAUGUCGAAGAAAUUGCGCCAACUAAUUAGAGAAAAGCCUGUAGAUCGGUUGUUGCCAGAUACUUCGUCUUUCAAACUGGACAAUAUAAUAUCAUAUUAUAUGCACCGGUGUGGUAAUUGGUCAGAGGGACAAAUUGCUGAGGAAGUUACAAAGAAAAAUUUUGAAUCUCCUAUUUAUGCUACAUAUGAACUUUUUCGUACAAAGCUUGAUGAAAAAACUGAGAGUAAUGAACCUUUGGAAGUUCCACCACAACCUCGGCGAGGUUCACGCGGGUCUAUAACUACUGGUAAAGCAAAUAUCGACGACGAACCCCCAGCUCCUACAAUCUCUGCCCGAUCUCUUGUAUUAUUGGGGCUUUCGGAUAGUAGCGAUGAGGAAUUAGAUAAAGAUAGUGAGAAAGACGACCUUAGCCUUUCUCCGGCUGAGUCUUGGCUGUGCCAUGCCGCUCAGCUGGGACCUGUGGCUGGAAUGGAAGAACCCUCUACUUCUCUGAAUAGGUCGGAGGCUAGACGGCACACACUAGUUGGGACAUCUGAAUUAGGGAACUUGUUCGCUGUUCAGCAGGUAUUAUCUGUAUUUCUUGAGAAAGGAUCGUUUGCUGCUGCAGUUUUGGCUGCCAACCAAGCUGCUGCUGUUGCUUACGCGUCAAGGGUCGCUAAUCCCUUUUUAGACCAGUCUCCCAAUAUGUUGUUGCAGGAUUCAUUGGCUUUAUACAACAAAAUUUUAACACUUCCGUCCUCUGAAAGGCGUGCUAGUGCUGGAAAUUCUAUUAGCUAUACUAGUUCUGAGAUGUCUUCUCAAUUGCCAGACCGGGCUUUCAAUGCAUCAUACAAUAUUGGUGGUUUGCUUUCUUUAAAUCCUAAUCGUCCAUCAACUUCAGGCACUUCAGCUGCGGCUGCAGCAGCUGUUGCUAACUCAAAUGUUGCCUUACAGACCUUACAUCCUGGUGGUCUUGGUAAUUUGAGUUUUCUUUAUCAGCAAUUCGAUAUUCUUUGCGCUGAUUUCCACCUCAGGUAUUUAAAACGAUUCGGACACUCAAAAAGAAAUACAUUCCAUUCGCUGAGUGGAUCGUCAGGCAAUUCGACUGGUUUGACAUCUGCUCGUCGUGGUCCAUACACGAGACAGCCUGCUUCACAUGAACGUAGAAGUAGUUGGACGUCUGUUUUGCUUAAUCUCAGCGGACAGCAGCAGACGCAGCUGGAGCGACUAUAUAAGCAGAGUGUGGGCACCGGGGAUCAAGUUGCCACAAAUAUUCAGCAGCUGCAGAAAGAAUUUAAGGAGCUGAAUGCUAGUUUUCAAACUCCUGUCCACCAUAGUUCAUUGGAAACUCAACAACAGCGGAAUUGUCCUCCACUGAUUAGUAUAACUGAUGAGAAUGACUGUGUACAGAUGCCUAUGCCGAUAUCGUUUUUUAGCCGGAAUAAUGAAAAGGUUCAAGGGCAGCAGCCAAUCCUCAAUAUCACUAAUGCUUCUGAAGGAGCUGAUGCAGGAAGUUCUUUGCAUGGUCCAAUGAAAUUAAUGCCACCUUCAGAAAAUUCGGUGUUAAUAAGCUUCUUGGAAACUGACAUUGUACUACAGCAUUUGAGGAGUGCUCUUGAUAAUCUAGCAAUAGCGUAUAGGGAAACUGCAUGUGUUAUAUCCUCAAGCGCUUAUGUUUUUGGCUUUUUAGAAAACCACCGUAUUUGUGUGGAGAAUGGUGAAAAAAGUCGUAUCGAAAUCGAUGUCAUUCCAGUCCCUUUCUCGAUUUCUCAAGCCAAAAGUCGAGUAAGUUGCUUCAAAUUUCAAAUGUUGGUUUCACUUUCUUAAGU
This is a messenger RNA of Enterobius vermicularis (human pinworm), 2615 nucleotides long. The record is from the annotation of a GenBank genome assembly. Lineage: Eukaryota; Metazoa; Nematoda; Chromadorea; Rhabditida; Oxyuridae.